AAUAACUUGAAAUUUUAGUGGAAUACCGAAGAAUUUCAUGAAAUUUCUUAAGUAGUGUAAUUCCGAGGAAUUUUUGUCCAAGAAUUCCAUUGAAUUUGAUGGUGGAAUUCCAUAGAAUCAUAUGAUGAAAUUCGGAAAAGUAUUAUGAAAUCCUACAGCAAAAUGUCUAGGGAUUUCCGUUUUUCCAUUUAAAUUUGUCAUUUGAAUUUAGAAUUUCUAAAAACUUUUCAAAAACCCCUAAAAUGCUCCAGAAUCCCCUAAAAUUUUGAAAAUCUAACAUCUUCUGAACUCCUGUAAAAUCGUGUAAAGGUUUUCAAAAAUAAAUCAUUCAGUACUUCAGUAACUUUUCAAUUUUCUAUUUACUCAUAGUUAUUUGUAAGUUUAUCUCAUUAAAACUCUUUUUCCGUUUUGUUCACAUUCAAAUUGAAAAUAAUCAUUACAGAAUUUAAUUACUAGGCUUUAAAAUCAAUAAAAUAUUGCCGCAAAAACUCACAUUUUCCAUGUUUUCCUCAAUGACCUACGCAACUUGUUAAAUUUUUAAUAAGCAAGGUUGUAAAUUCAAUUUUUAACCUCCAGUUGUGUGUUUCUGGUCCAGCAGACCUAUCUUUAUGUAGGAACAUUAGCAUUUUAUAAAAACUUUCCUUAUAGUCCUGGUAAGAUACAGACUUUCUCCGUAUUGAUUAUUUCCACAAGAAAAUCAAUAUUUUUCUAGGACAUGUUUGGAACAAGCAGUAAAACAUUUGUGAAUUAUUGAAAUGAAGGAACAACAAAUAGUUUAUUGUUUAUUAAUAGUUUUCUUUGAUUUACUUAAAAAUAUUCACGCAAUUGACUGCUUCAAAUGCAUAUCAUUAAAUAAAGAUUAUCCAGCUUGCGAGGAUCCUUUUCACAACAAUUUUUCAUCAGAUGUAUAUGAAUCCCCCUGUAUGGGAGGUAGAAAAGGUAGAGAUGGACUAUUUCCGGCAACUUCUUGUGUUAAAAUAACAGGAGUAUUUGAUGAUAAUAAAGAAACUAUAACUGUAAGAAGUUGCGCUUUGGACAGUGGAACCUUAACUACUGAUACUGAAUUGGUUAGAAUGUCUCAUUGUGGAAGUUUUUACUAUUCAAACAGAUAUGUGAGAGGAUGUGUGCAAAGUUGCAGCGAUGCAGACGCCUGCAAUUCAUCUCCAACACAAAAAAUUACCAAGAUAAACAUUAUGAAUAUUUUAUUGUUUUAUAUUGCUCUCAAGUUUUUGAUAAUGUAGGUACUUUUACAAAACAAAGCAUUCCAGAAAAAAAAUUAUAUAAAACGAAAUUUGUAUAGUGUACAAAAAUUGUAUUAUUGAGAUUCUUGUAAAUUCAAUGUCCAUAGGCAAACAAUAUGUUUGUUACUUGGUUUAUUGCAUAAGUAUUACUUGUUAUAUUUAAAUGCAAAUAACAACAACACUUCCCGCCUUUAUGGCCUAACAAACAAGAGCCACUCGUUUAGUAUCACUUUAUGCACUUUUUAUAUAAAUUAGGAAUUGAUCCAACAUAAUUUUCUAGUGAUUAAGGUAGAAUAAGUUCGCCGUUAAACUUAUAGAAAACAAGAACCAAAUCUUCCAACAUAAUAUAUUGUUUUUUUUUGUUUUCAUAAUUUAUAUUUGCUUAAAAUUUGUUUCAAACAAAAUCAUUUAUUUUAAAAUUAUAAGUGAAAUUCGUAGUACUUAAAUAGCAAAAAAAAUAAAGUACCUAUCCUAAGAACUAGUAUAUUUUGGUUUGCUUUCUUGAUCAGUAACAGACCGGAUAUAAAUAGCAUCCUCUGGUAGUGGAUGAGGAGGAUUGUCUUCUUCCAAGAAGUAUGAACAGCCAAUUGCCA
Molecule: messenger RNA, 1834 nt
Organism: Ceutorhynchus assimilis (cabbage seed weevil)
Lineage: Eukaryota; Metazoa; Arthropoda; Insecta; Coleoptera; Curculionidae
Source: the annotation of a GenBank genome assembly